Molecule: messenger RNA, 1085 nt
Organism: Nanorana parkeri
Lineage: Eukaryota; Metazoa; Chordata; Amphibia; Anura; Dicroglossidae
Gene: FANCF
Product: Fanconi anemia complementation group F
Exons: 4
Coding region: 43-1083 (346 amino acids)
Biological process (GO): interstrand cross-link repair
Cellular component (GO): Fanconi anaemia nuclear complex
Source: RefSeq, a predicted model, not a curated record
GGGGGGCUUGGUGGGUAGGGUAAAGGUGGAGAAGGCAACACAAUGGCAGGAAAGUUGAAGAGCAUGCUGGAGAAUUUAGAUCAUUUUGUUGACCUCCUUACUUGGUCCCAUACCGUCUAUGCAAAAGACUGGGAUGUCCUAAAUGUGCAACGGGCACGCCAAUGGGGAAGUUACUUUCAGCAAGUUUACCAUCGCUUUAAGGCCAACGACCCAAUCAGAAAUGCCAUUGAAGAUCAUCUUGCAGCGAAGAAUGAAGAGCUCAAAGUUUGCUUUAAAAAUUACAAAGACAUCACUUUUAGAGACCUGGAAAAGGGAAAGGCUAUUUUGUGCAUGGCUCUUCUCCACAACAGAGCGGUGAGCACAUUCGUCUUCAAGCACUUGGUUGAGCUUCUACAAGAUUCCGACUCUGAGAAGGUUGAUUGUCUUGGCUUAUCUCACAUCACAUCUCAGAAAGUUGCUUCUGAACUUUUCCUGUCACUCCCUGUGUUUGUUUGUGAAAGGUCACAGAAGCCCUUGGAUGACCCUGUGUUAGUUACACAAGCAGACUUCCUUGGGAGCAGCCUCCAGAGAAGAAUGAAGAAAUUAGAUGAUGACCAGAAAUUGUCUGCAGUGUCAGAUGUUCUUUGCAAGCUCCCCCAACCACUUGUGUACCACCUGAUAGCAGCUGUGUUAUCUAAUGACGCUGUAGGCGCUGAGAAUCUGGACCAUUUGCAUGACCUAAUUCUAGAAUGGCUGCUGUCAAACGAUGCUGCAUGGACUGGAUUCUUUAGUAAUGUGAACCACCAGGUCUUGGCCAAGUUGAGUUCUAGGUUUUUUAAGUUUAGGCAGACCUAUCUAGAUUACCUAGUCAAACUAGGACGUGGUAUGGAGCAAGACUUUACUUUUGGAAUGUGGGUUAGCCAGACUCCUAAACUGUCUUUCCAUGAGUUCCUUGAACAUUUUAGAUGUCUCUUAAGAGGACCUCAGGACCUUAGAGCAUGCACAUUAACCACACUUCAGAUGUUGAAAUGUCAAGAUGGGGACUAUGAGGUGUCUGGAAUCAGUAUAUGGACCGAUAUAUUAAUGGAAAUAAACAAAUCCUAGCA